UGGACUCAAUUCUGUCUGGCGAUGGGAGAGUGAAAAAAACGCUUGCCAGAAAAAAUUAAUCACUGCGGAAACAGAAGACUCUGCUCUCAGCUUAGCCGCUUGUCGAUUAUUUUCUUCAGAUUCAGCAGGAAUAUGGCCCAAAGCAACAGGAGACGUUUCCAUCGGAAAUGUCUUAGCGAAAAUCAAUAUCAAUAGCAUAGAUGUGGUUCCAGUUUCAACUGAAGCUCCAGCAUCUGCCUUGCUUCGAUCUGCUGCGAAGGAGUUCCAGAAAGACAUUGAGGCCUCGGUGAGAGGAAACAUCAAAGCAGGUGGUAAAUCAGUGAUAGUCAACGUCGAUAUCAAGAAGCCUUCAGUGUCACGAUUAACUUUGGACACAGACGAGAGCUAUACUUUGAACAUAAGCGAAUUAUCGGAUGGGCGGAUUCAAGUGCUCAUCACAGCUACUACUUUCUUUGGAGCUCGACACGGUCUCCAAACACUCACCCAGUUGAUAAUAUACGACGAUUUGAGAGACGAGUUGCAAAUUCCAAGGGACGUUCUGAUCACGGAUAGGCCGGCUUACCCAUACAGAGGAAUUCUUCUUGACACAUCCAGGAACUAUGUUUCAGUCAAAGUCAUCAAAAAAACCCUCAAAGCCAUGGGCGCCUCAAAACUCAAUACGUUCCACUGGCACAUCACGGACUCUCAUAGUUUUCCCUACGUUUCCAAGUCGUACCCUAACCUCACAAAGUAUGGAGCGUAUACUCCCAGCAAAAUAUAUACCGAUGGCGAUAUCAAAGACAUUAUCGAGUAUGGACUGAUACGUGGCGUUCGAGUCUUGCCUGAAUUCGAUGCCCCUGCUCAUGUUGGAGAAGGAUGGCAAGAUACUGGUUUUCUGACGUGCUUCAACUAUCAGCCUUGGCAGAGUUUCUGCGUCGAACCACCUUGCGGGCAGUUUGAUCCUACUCAGGAUAAACUGUAUGAUGUGUUGGAAGGUAUUUAUGGUGAUAUGAUCGACCAGUUCCAGCCGGAUAUUUUUCACAUGGGUGGUGAUGAGGUAAGCUUCACUUGCUGGAACCAAAGCUCAAAAAUAAUGGAGUGGAUGUCAUCUAAAGGUUGGGGAAAUACCGAAGAGGACUUCAUAAAACUCUGGAACCAUUUCCAGACCAACGCACUUGAAAGACUGUUCAAGAAAACAGGAAAACCAAUCCCCGUAAUUAUGUGGACUAGUCAUCUCACCCACAAGGAGUAUGUUCUAAAUUCUCUGCCUAAUGAUACGUAUAUUAUUCAAAUUUGGACAACGGGCGAUGAUCCACAAGUGACGAAUCUUCUAGAGAACGACUACAAGCUGAUUCUCAGCAAUUACGACGCGCUUUAUUUGGAUUGUGGAUUUGCUGGAUGGGUCGAUAAAGGAAACAACUGGUGCUCUCCGUAUAUUGGAUGGCAAAAAGUAUAUGAAAACAAACCAGCUGUAGUUGCAGGUGAAAGAAAAAAUCAAAUACUUGGAGGAGAAGCAACGCUGUGGACAGAGCAGGCCGACUCCUCUUCAAUUGAUGGUCGAUUGUGGCCCAGGGCAGCAGCGAUGGGAGAAGUCUUCUGGUCUGAGCCCCAGACUGGUUGGGAAGAAGCAGAAGGCAGAUUUUUAGUUCAUCGAGAACGACUGGUCAACUUGGGUAUAGAUGCUGAUGCUAUAGAACCAGAAUGGUGUAUGCAAAACGAGGAAAAUUGCAGGAUAGGUGCAGCCUUCAAUAGGGUUUAGGUCAAUUUUGUGACAAUAUUUGAUUUGCUCUUACUGACAAUAAUUGCAAAGACUACAACUAUCAAUCUAUAUAUUUUCAUUGAAUAAAUUCUUUUAAUAAUA
Molecule: messenger RNA, 1840 nt
Organism: Leptinotarsa decemlineata (Colorado potato beetle)
Lineage: Eukaryota; Metazoa; Arthropoda; Insecta; Coleoptera; Chrysomelidae
Gene: Hexo1
Product: beta-hexosaminidase 1
Biological process (GO): carbohydrate metabolic process; protein deglycosylation; glycosaminoglycan metabolic process
Cellular component (GO): plasma membrane
Molecular function (GO): beta-N-acetylglucosaminidase activity
Source: RefSeq, a predicted model, not a curated record